AGUCUCAGCCUUUUAUUCAAUAGAGCACACUCAUUUCGAUAGUUGGAGCAAAAUCGGUAAUUCAAACACACUACAGCAAUUAAAUUUAAAAAAUGUCCUUGAACAAUUGGACCCGUUCCUGCCUGAAGGCUCGGCGCCUGGCGCUCUGCACCAACCAUAUGUCGCGCUGCAAAUCGGACUACUCAAAGACCAUUUGCAAUUUGAAGAUUAGCAAGGAUACCAAGCUGCUUGUGCAGGGCUUCACCGGCAAGCAGGGCACCUUUCACUCUGAGGAGGCUAAAAAGUAUGGCACUCAAAUUGUAGGCGGAACAUCGCCCAAAAAGGCCGGCACAACUCAUAUGGAUUUGCCCGUGUUCAAGAACGUUAAGGAGGCCGUCAAGGCAGUAAAGCCGGAUGCAACGGUCAUUUUCAUACCGCCGGCCUCAGCAGCUGUUGGCAUUUGUGCUGCCAUUGAGAACGAGGUUGGACUAAUUGUGGCCAUCACAGAGGGUAUUCCACAAGUGGAUAUGGUACGCAUUUUACAGAUGCUUCAUAGUCAAGAGAAGUCUCGCUUGCUGGGACCCAAUUGUCCAGGAAUUAUAUCUCCAGGCCAGUGCAAGAUCGGCAUCAUGCCCGGCCACAUCCACAAGCGCGGCUGCGUGGGUAUCGUCUCGCGUUCCGGUACCCUCACCUAUGAGGCAGUACAUCAGACUACCAAUGUGGGCUUGGGACAGACCCUGUGCAUCGGCAUUGGCGGGGAUCCCUUCAAUGGCACCAAUUUCAUAGAUGCCCUGAACAUCUUUCUCUUCGAUAAGGAGACAAAGGGAAUUAUACUUAUUGGUGAAAUCGGUGGCUCCGCCGAGGAAGAAGCGGCCGACUUCUUAAAGGCCAACAACUCGGGCUCGAAUGCAAAGCCUGUGGUGGCAUUCAUAGCCGGCGUAACAGCCCCACCGGGACGCCGUAUGGGCCACGCUGGUGCCAUCAUAUCCGGCGGCAAGGGUGCCGCCUCAGACAAACUGAAAGCCCUUAAAGCCGCUGGUGCAUUGAUUGCCCUCAACCCCAACCACCUUGGCUCGAUUCUUCACAAGGAGAUGGUGCGCAAGAAGCUGGUUAGCCCCCAAGAAGUGAAGGCGUGAGUAUCGAUGGCAGCCGCUUAGGCGAAAAGCUAUUAACUGAUGUAUGCUUCAACUUCAUUGCGGAUUCGUGAUUCUGGUUAUUAAUAACGUUCAAUUAUCAAGACUUGCCUAACAAAAAGCACAAACAUAUCAUUGAUGUACACACUCUUGGCCAAAAGGGCUCCCAAAUUACCUAAAGCAAACACAAAAGGAACAAAGCCCAUUUAAAUUAUGUUUUAAGGUUGGUCGAAAAGCCACACAUUAUCAUGAGACUGACAUAAUCUUGCAUAGUUUAUAUAAUAAAAAUAUUAUAUCACGUUUUCAAAGCUACAUGAAAAUGUGUAUGGAGUGCUUGAAGCUGAUGGAGGCAAAGCGCCGAUUCGAA
Drosophila hydei is the source of this 1479-nucleotide messenger RNA. It is a transcript of the gene Scsalpha2, whose product is annotated as succinate--CoA ligase [ADP/GDP-forming] subunit alpha, mitochondrial. Gene Ontology annotation, molecular function: succinate-CoA ligase (GDP-forming) activity; succinate-CoA ligase (ADP-forming) activity. Gene Ontology annotation, cellular component: mitochondrion; succinate-CoA ligase complex (ADP-forming). The transcript has a single exon. The record is from RefSeq and is a predicted model, not a curated record. NCBI's taxonomy places the organism in Eukaryota, Metazoa, Arthropoda, Insecta, Diptera, Drosophilidae. The coding region runs from base 93 to 1115 and encodes 340 amino acids. Gene Ontology annotation, biological process: tricarboxylic acid cycle.